This is a messenger RNA of Aspergillus sclerotioniger CBS 115572, 1810 nucleotides long. RefSeq names its product DUF618-domain-containing protein. The record is from RefSeq and is a predicted model, not a curated record. The transcript has 6 exons. Gene Ontology annotation, biological process: mRNA 3'-end processing. NCBI's taxonomy places the organism in Eukaryota, Fungi, Ascomycota, Eurotiomycetes, Eurotiales, Aspergillaceae. Gene Ontology annotation, molecular function: RNA polymerase II C-terminal domain binding. Gene Ontology annotation, cellular component: RNA polymerase II, holoenzyme. Bases 285 to 1532 code for a protein of 415 amino acids.
CGACGGAUGAGCUUCACUCUCCUCAAGAACCUUUCUCUCCUUCACACUAGAUCUUCGCUGGGGUGCUCAGAUCAUCCUGACUUUAUAUUGAGACGGUCUUAGCUAUCGCUCCUCUUGCCUGGGUGACUGUGCCCAUUGCCUUUCAUUUCGACAUACGCGCCCAGGGAGUAACGAUUCAGCCACUAGCUUGCGACGAGCAAAACGCACUGCCUUCCUCACACACCAUUUGAUGACUUUGUCACAAGAACCACUCUCUACUGUGUUGAUUUCAUAGGGAAAUCAGCAUGGCCUAUACAGAUGAUGCCGUGAAGGCGAAGCUCUCCGCGCUCAACGAAACGCAGGAAGGCAUUGUCACAGUUGCGCAAUGGGUGAUGUUUCACAGACGGCAUGCCGAACGGACAGGACAACUCUGGCUGCAAAAGCUCCGCGAUUCGCCAGCACCGAAACGUCUGAACCUGAUAUAUCUGGCUAAUGAGGUUGUACAACAGUCAAAGGCCCGGCGGAAGGAGGACUUUGUCGUCGCAUUUUCACCGAUUAUCGCAGAGGCCACGGCUAUCGCAUACAAAGGCUCCUCAAAUGAUAUCCAGCAAAAGCUUCGUCGGGUGGUCGAAGUGUGGAGACAACGACAAAUCUUUGAGCUUCCCAUCCAGGAGGCUGUAGAGGCUCGAGUUGAUGAAAUCGAUAAGUCGCGUUCUACCGGUAAAAAGCCCUUGCUAGGAGGCUCUCUUUUCUCAAAUUCGUCGGUCUCAACACCACCUGAGCUCCAGCCUCUGGUGCCGCUACAAUCAACCCUUUCCAAAGUCACACUGGCUUCCGUGGGACCAACCGCAAUAGCUAAUGGGGAGUAUGAUAAGCUUCAUGAUUCCAACACACCUUUGCCAACACCCCCAGUCCAUGCUGCUCGACUAAGUCAAUUGUUGAAAGCCCUUGCGAACGCAGAGAGCUCUGUCUCAGAGGUGAUCAGAUCACGCCGCUUGCUCAUCGACGGUCUUGAGAAGCUACUCGAAACCAAUCGCUCAGCCUUGUUGAAGGAGCAAGCAACGGCUGCGCAGCUGAAGGAAAGAAAAGCGGAGACGGAGGCGACGAAGCGAGAGGUUGAAGAUGGGAUCAUGCGGGGGCUUUCUGCUGAAAAUUCGCCCGCGGUCAGCCACGGAGAUCCUGGGGUAGAGGGAGAUCCUAUUUCCCGUCCUGAAGUUGAGGCCCUAACUCCCCCGCCCGUAGAGGCCCUUACUCCUGUUGGUUCCCCCAAACAGGCAGCACAGGAGACAAAUUCUGGUGCGGCACCUACUCAACCCCAGAUUCUAGGUGGCUUCACCCUGCCAGGAUUCGGAAACUCCAUCGAUUCUUCUUUUUCGUUGGCAGGCCUCCCUUCUAUGGAAAUGAGUGAGCACCAACUGGACGGCUCAAAUGGGCUUCAUGCCAAAAAGCGCAAGGUUACCCACGAAGAGGAGGAUUAUGCCCAAUUCGCCAGCGGCGAUUUAGAUGCAGAUGUUGCUGAGCUUCUUAAGCAAGAGAGUGAUGCCCAGCAGUAGGCUCACUGAAAGUCCCCUUCGUGGCGGACCACCUUUUGAAAACCAUUUGUUCGAGCUAUUUACUGAAGUUUCUCAUUACUAUUAUCAUCGAAUACUGAAAUGCGAGCUAUCGAUAUAUAUCUGGAUCGCCCCAUUUGUUUCUCGCGGCCCGUGACAAGGAUGGACGUCUGUUCCGGCGGGAUAUGGUCAUGAAUGCUCGAGAAGCCACAGCGGGCGGCUGUUCAUUUUGCGGGGGAGGCGGCGCCGGUGCCGGGGCCGGUGCCGGGGCGGGAUCCGGG